UCUCUCCUCUCUCUUUCUUUCUCUCUCUCUCCUCUCUCUUUCUUUCUCUCUCUCUCUAUUCUAUUUGCAAUUUACCCUUUAAUGUUCUCUUCAACACUCACCAACGCUCCUUCUAUUUUUGUGCUCAGCUUAGAAAGAUCCAUCUUUCUCAAUCUGGGGUGCUCAGUGAUUCUCGUUUUUUUUCCUCUUUCUGCUUCCUAAAGUUGAUGGGAUGAUGAUGAUGUGUGGAUUGGUAUAGCAGUGUUACAGAACAGAACAUCUGAAGUUGGUGAAGUUGAGGCUGCACAUGUUUAUUUAUUUAUUUCAGUUGGUGUAUUUUCUGUGUUGUCUCUCAACAGUGUCUAUCUGUUGUUAUCUGGGGUAAAGGAAUCUGCUCCAUUUCAAUCCAAGUCAUCUGGAUCGCCUUGAUUGGGCAACGUUUGAAAAAGGGUACUAUUGUUUGAUUUGGUAUUUAUUUGGGGUUUAACAGCCAACAGAAAAAAAAGAAAAGAAAAGCUUUUUCUUUAAUGGUUCUUCUUCUAUGAGAAAGUGAUUUGGAUUUCAUGCUUGGUCCUAGAUCAUUAUGGAGGUUUUUCCACUUCUCUAGCAUUCAGUGCUGUUGCUUAGUGGAAAGACAUGAAGAACCUUCUUAAGAAGCUUCAUAUCAUGUCUAACAGAUCAGAGAAUGAACAAGGGUCUUCUUCAUCCAAGGGUAGCAAGUCCAAUCUUGGUUCAUCUUCAUCUUCCAAGAAGAUUUUACGCUCAAAGUCCACUCAAAGUUCUGAGCAAAAGCCCUUAUCUGGGCUCUCGAGUUGGUUGCAUUCAGUUGCCAAUAGGCAGAGUUCUAGUCCUCCUCCAUCUUUGAGCCAGGCAAGGGGCGAGAGAAUGGAGCCAUCUGAUGCAGUUACCAGUGGUGGUUUGGAUGUUGUGUCAGAUUCAGCUAGGCUUGAUUCAGCUUCUAGUGCUUCCAGGGAUCCUGAAGUGGAGGAAGAGUAUCAGAUACAGUUGGCUUUAGAGCUGAGUGCAAAGGAGGAUCCUGAAGCUGUGCAGAUUGAAGCUGUUAAGCAGAUCAGUUUGGGAUCUUGUGACCCUGGUUAUACACCAGCUGAAGUUGUGGCCUACCGGUAUUGGAAUUACAAUGCUCUUGGUUAUGAUGACAAGAUCUUGGAUGGUUUCUACGAUCUGUAUGGGAACUUAUCUGGGUCAAACCCUGCAAGAAUGCCUUCCUUUGUAGAUUUGCAACUUCAAGGAACAUCAAUCUCAGGUAGUGGUACGUGGGAAGCUGUCUUGGUCAAUAGGGCUGCUGAUUCAAACUUGUUGAAACUUGUGCAAAAGGCCCAGGAGUUGACUGGCAAAUCAAGUUCAGAUUUUGAAGUUAUAGAUAGCAAUUUUGUUCGCAAGCUUGCCAUGUUUGUGGCUGAUUAUAUGGGUGGACAAGUUGGAGAUCAUGAAAGUAUGACAAGAGCAUGGAGGAGUCUUAGUUACAGUCUCAAAGCAACCCUUGGUAGCAUGUUUUUGCCACUUGGUUCUCUAACUAUUGGAUUGUCUCGGCAUCGUGCAUUGUUAUUUAAGGUUCUAGCUGAUAGUUUGGGCAUCCCAUGUCGAUUGGUGAAGGGGCUGCAAUAUACCAAUUCCGAUGAUGUGGCGAUAAACUUUGUCAAGAUUGAUGAUGGAAGGGAGUACAUUGUUGAUCUAAUGGCAGACCCUGGAACUCUUAUUCCAGCUGAUGCAACUGGAUCACAGAUAGAGUGCGAUGAAUCAUCGUAUGUGGCCAGUCCUUCAUCUAGAGACCUUGAUUCCUCACAUGUAGCAUCAUCCAGCAGUGGUGUUGGAAGUUCAUACGAAGAAACUUUGGAUUUGGGGAUGUUGGACAAAGCAAACAGAUCAAAACAUUUUCCUCAUACAGGUAAAGAAUCUGAUGUAAGCAUGCCCUCCACGGUAAAGGAAGAAUCAAUACAAACCUUGAAUGAAUUUAAAAGCCCUCGCAAUGUUGAUGAGAAGAUCACUGAGCAGGAAGCUCAUGGCAGACCUAAUUAUCCACAUGUACAUGGAAGAUCUCCAUCUUGGACUGAAGGGAUCAGUUCUCCUGCAGUACGUAAGAUGAAAGUCAAAGAUGUUUCUCUAUACAUGAUCGAUGCUGCAAAGGAGAACCCUCACUUAGCCCAGAGGCUUCACGACGUUUUACUUGAAAGUGGUGUGGUUGCUCCUCCAAAUCUAUUUUCUGAAAUUUAUGAUGAUGACUCAAGUUCCUCAGCUGAGGCCAACUUUCCAACAGAAGAAAAAGAUGAACAUAAGCAGCGAAGUGGACAUAAAGAAGCUGAGCUUGAUGGUAAUCUUUCUCAAGCUCGAAUUUUGCCUCCUUUGGCACAAAAUAGAGUCCAGAACAAACAUGUAGAAGGUUUAGGAAUCAACCUUCCUUUUGUACAGCAUAUACAACCUCAGGUAAAAUAUGGUCAAAAUGUUCCUGUUGCUGCUGCUGCAGCUGCCGCUGCUGCCGUUGUUGCAUCUUCUAUGGUAGCUGCGGUGGCAAAAUCUAGCAUUGACUCAAACAUAGAUCUUCCCGUAGCAGCAGCUGCUACUGCUACUGCUGCAGCUGUAGUAGCAACCACAGCUGCUGUCAGUAAACAGUAUGAACAAGGCAGUCGAAGUGAUGGAGAUACAGACAGUGCUGGUGACCUGAAGGGUAGUGGUGAUGGAGAACAUAUAGCUUUAGGAGCAAAUUCAGAAGGUGAGCGAAGAUCUGAUAGAUCAGUGGUAAGUAACGAUAGCACAAAAUCUGAUUCUGCAUUAGAUGAUCAUGAUGUUGCUGAGGUUGACAUUCCAUGGGAGGAAAUCUCACUCGGGGAGCGUAUCGGACUUGGAUCAUAUGGGGAGGUGUAUCGUGGUGAAUGGCGUGGAACAGAAGUUGCUGUAAAGAGGUUUCUAGAUCAAGAUAUAUCUGGUGAAUCACUUGAAGAGUUCAAAACUGAAGUCAAAAUAAUGAAAAGAUUGAGGCAUCCAAAUGUUGUUCUCUUCAUGGGAGCAGUAACUCGACCUCCAAAUCUUUCAAUUGUUACUGAAUUUCUUCCCAGAGGAAGUUUGUAUAGAUUACUUCAUAGACCAAACAGUCAACUAGAUGAGCGAAGGCGUUUAAAGAUGGCUAUUGAUGCUGCUCGAGGAAUGAACUAUUUGCACAACUGCACUCCAGUGAUAGUGCAUCGGGAUUUGAAGUCCCCAAAUCUUCUUGUUGACAAAAAUUGGGUUGUGAAGGUAUGUGAUUUUGGCUUAUCCCGAAUGAAGCAUAGCACAUUCCUUUCUUCCAGAUCAACUGCAGGAACGGCCGAGUGGAUGGCUCCUGAGGUGUUGAGAAAUGAACCUUCAAAUGAGAAGUGUGAUGUAUAUAGCUUUGGGGUCAUAUUAUGGGAGCUCUCCACUUUGCAGCAACCCUGGGGUGGAAUGAAUCCAAUGCAAGUUGUUGGUGCUGUGGGUUUCCAGCAUCGCCGUCUUGACAUUCCUGAUAAUGUGGACCCUACCAUAGCAGAUAUUAUCAGGAAAUGCUGGCAAACAGAUCCAAAGUUGAGACCUACAUUUGUUGAAAUAUUGGCGGCUCUGAAGCCAUUACAGAAGACAGUUACUGGUUCUCAAGUGCCUCGACCAAGUGCAUCGGGGAAGCAUGAGAGGGGUCAGUCAUCGCGUGUUAUAGAAGACCCAGCAUGAUAGGAAACAAUUAUACAACUAACCAAAUAUUUGUUCAUUUUGCUGCUGAAAGGUGGAGAACAAGUUGUCAAGUUGUAUAGAAUUUUUGCAAUGAUAAAAGUGAGUGGUUGAAUUGAAGCCAUCACCUUACUUACAUUAUUGUCCAAGUUGUGAUUCUUUCCACUCUUGUUUCUUUUCUUUUACUUUCUCUCUUUGUUUUUCUAUUUUGUUGUUGGUUUUCCUUUUGCAAUCUGCAAGUGCAGUCAUUGUCAGGUUGUACCAUUUGUUUGUACACAAUUCUUUUGUAAUUGUGGUUAUAUCAAUUCUCAAUUUUGAUGUCCAUAAAUAGUUC
This is a messenger RNA of Vigna unguiculata (cowpea), 4006 nucleotides long. Its product is annotated as putative serine/threonine-protein kinase SIS8. The record is from RefSeq and is a predicted model, not a curated record. Gene Ontology annotation, molecular function: protein serine/threonine kinase activity; ATP binding. Gene Ontology annotation, biological process: protein phosphorylation. NCBI's taxonomy places the organism in Eukaryota, Viridiplantae, Streptophyta, Magnoliopsida, Fabales, Fabaceae.